AUGGCGGCGGCGCGCACGGGUCCCCCGCGCUCGCACCCACCCACCGCCCUGCGCCCCGCCGCCGCAGCGCCUCUAUAUACCCCGCCGGCCGCAGGGCCCGCCCACGGCGGCGCCCACCCGCCAAUCAGCGCGGGGAAUCCCGGAGCGCCGGCCAAUAGCGGAGAGGCAGAACCGCGGCCGUUGCCGGGAGACCGGAGGGACGCACGGGCCGGGCCGGGACCGGGGCCGGUACCGGGGCCAUGGCGAGGUCCCAUCUCACUGCCCCUACGUUCGGCCGAGGCCGAGCUGCUGCUGCUGCAGAGACAAGCGCUGCUUGAGGAGGAGCAGGCCAAAAUCAAGAGGGCGCUGCUCACCCACUUCAUGCAGGAGAAGCUGAGCCGGGAGGAGCAGAGCAGCCUCUGGGGUCUCCACAAGGUCCGCACGCUCUGGCGCUCGGCCCAGCGCAAGGCCAAGGACCAAGAGCUGCGCCAGGACAUCGAGAUCCUCAGCCAGACCUUCGCACGGGUCAUGGACUGCAAGGAUGGCACCAUUGAGGCGCUGGUGACGGAGCUGAAGGAAGCAGAGGAGCAGCAGAACCGAGCCCUGAGCAGCCACCUGGACCUCACAGACCAACUGCUGCAGCUCCAGCGCUGCCGCCUGGGCUACCUGGAGCAGGGCUUCAGUGCCCAGGUGGGCGCCCUGAAGGCCGAGUUUGAGGCUGAGAGGAGGGCCAUGCUGGAGCAGCAAGACUGGGAAAGCUGGGUCCUGCAGGAAAUGGAGCUGGCCACGGAGCAGGAGCACGCCAGGAGCGAGCAGGAGGCCUUGCUGAACUUCCAGAGCGCCAGGGAUGACAUCAAAAACAAGUGCUGGCAGGAUCAGCAGUACAGCCGGCUGACGCUGGGGGCCAGGCUGGAGGGGCUGUGGGAGCAGAUCCAGACAGCACGCAGGAACUACGCCCAGGCCACGGAGAAGAAGAAGGUGGAGUUUGAGGAGCUGAAGAGGAAGUGUGAGAAGACUUCCUGCGAGAUCAACGCGCAGGCGAAGAGGCUGGAGAAGCUGCAGGACAUGGUUACAACCACUAGGGGCCAGAUCGCGGCUCACCUGCGCAAGAGCGAGGAGCAAACUCAGCGCAUCCGGGGCGAUCGGGAAGACGCCCACCAGAAACUCCAAAAGCUCCGGGCUCAGGUCACCCAGGCCAGCGCCACGGCUCACACCCACCUGGUGACGCUCAGCUCUCAGUGCAGCGCCACCCUCAAGGUGCUGCAGCAGCUGGUGGAGAAGGCUCAGCGCCUCCUGCGCCUGGCCGAGCUGUGCCGCAGGCUGGAGACAGAAGAGGAGAAGGUGCUGCCCUUCUACCCCUCCUCACUGGGCGAGUUGGAGCAGCAAAAAGUCCGCAGGGUCCUGGAGGAGACGGCCAGCGAGCCCCUGGCACGGGUGAUGAAGGACUACAUGGGGCUGGAGAGGUUCUGGCAGAGGUUCAACAAGGCCAAGCUGGAGGAGAAGGGGCUGGAGAGGGCACGGGCAGCCCUGGCAGACAGGAACCAGGAGCUAAGGAAGCUCCUCCAGCAGUACCUGGCGGGGGCUACGAUGAGCCAGAAGGUGCCCAAAGAUCCCCAUCCCCUCCUUGCCAUCAAGCAAAAGCCUCAUCCCCAGAAAUGAGUGGGAGAGCCAUGCUCAGGGACACUGGGCAUGGGGAGGGGUCAACCACCAGGACCCCAGUCCUGGCCCCACCAGCUCCAGCUGAGGCUCCCUGGCAGAUCUGCCUGGUGUUUGGGGACUCAGGGAUUUCCUGGAUACCUUAAAAGAGCAAA
This is a messenger RNA of Camarhynchus parvulus, 1790 nucleotides long. It is a transcript of the gene CCDC65, whose product is annotated as coiled-coil domain containing 65. Gene Ontology annotation, biological process: regulation of cilium movement; cilium-dependent cell motility; axonemal dynein complex assembly. The coding region runs from base 1 to 1638 and encodes 545 amino acids. The record is from RefSeq and is a predicted model, not a curated record. Gene Ontology annotation, cellular component: axoneme; axonemal dynein complex. The transcript is spliced from 10 exons. NCBI's taxonomy places the organism in Eukaryota, Metazoa, Chordata, Aves, Passeriformes, Thraupidae.